AUGAACAGUUACCCCCCCCACCCCCACACCCUGUUACCAGGCAACUGUUACCGGGAGACCAUUAACGCGGGAAGUGGGCCCCGCCCCAAGCGAGCAGCUGUCAAUGAGCAACCGGUGGAGGGGCAUCGAGCCAAGGGUCGCCGGAGUGGUGGUCUUCAGGUGGAGAGUUGGGGCUCCAGAGCCCUCACCAGGACCACGCACUGGCCGGGCCCAGGCCCUGAGGGGGCGGUGAACCUCUCCCCCAUCCCCGCCUCUGUGACCUCAUGGCAACGCGAUGACAGCUGGGCAGGGUCUGGGGACCUGGCCCUGAGGGAGCCACCAACCGAGAUCUGCCUCCUCUUAGCCAGCCUGGACCUCGGAGGUGUCCUGACUCCGGAGUUCACGAAGCCCUGUGUCUCGUCUUUUCUCAUCCUCACUCCGGAUAUGGAGCGAUCCGCGGGGAAACUGAAUCUGGACUUCCAGGUGCAGGAGGAGGACACAGGGGAGCCGCCCAGCUGCGGGUGUCGCGUCCCCGUCGGUCUUACCUACCCAGGUCGGAGGGUCGCCCGGAGGACUCUUCAGAGAACCCGGAAGGAGGCGGAGAUGGAGAAAGAGUCUGCAAGCUUUGUGCUGAUGCUGUGUGGCCAGGAGCAGAUUCUGCUCAUAGCCCAGGAUCCUGGCGGCCAGAAUCAAGCCUGCAACGUUGUCAAUCAGGGCCUGAAGGAGGUCCGUCCAAUCAGGGCGCGAGGGAUUGAGCCUCAUCCAAUCAGAGCCGGGGGCGGACGCAUCCCCUCCUGCGGGGACGUAGCUCUCCGCCUCCUGGGCGUCCAGCGCGCCUCAUGGGGUCCAGGUGUCCCGUCGCUGUCCCUCUCACCUGCGCGGGCGGUCGGGCCGCAGGGCCGCGGAGAGGACGCCGUGAGAACCGAGAGCGGGGCUGAGAUGGACUCGGUGGGCUUUGAGGACGUGGCUGUGAACUUCACCGCAGAGGAGUGGGCUUUGCUGGACCCGCCUCAGAGGAAGCUCUACAGAGACGUGAUGCUGGAGACCUUCAGGAACCUGGCCUCCGUGGGUUCUUGCCCUCAAGUUAAAACCACUAGAUCAAGUGCUCACUGGGAUAUUUUGGAGACUGGACUAUGCAGUGAAGAGAAAAUAGUAAGAUUCACAAGAAAUGAUUCCUGCUCUUUUUUGGGAGAAAACUGGGCAUUUCAUAACAUGAGAGAUCAGCGUGUAACCCAGGAGAGGCAUUUGAGAAAUCAUUUGGUGGAGAGUCUCUGUGAAGGUAAAGAAGAGCAUCAAUGUCUAGAAACCCGGAACCAGAUUACACAUCUUACUGUGCAUAAGGGUUAUCUGACUGGAAUUCAGCCCUGUAAAUGCACUAAGUGUGGAAAAGCCUUCAGAGAUUGUUCUUUCCAGAGGAAUCAGCAAAGGUCUCACACCGGACACAAACCUUAUCCAUGUGAAGAAUGUGGGCAAACCUGCAGCUGUGUCUCAUGCCUAAAUCCUCCUGGUGGAACAGACAUUGUAGAGAAAACCAAUAAACGUCAGGAUGAUGGGAGAGCAUCUAAGAGAUAUGUGAAAAGUCACAGUAGCGAACAGUCUUUAGAGUGUAAGAAAUCUAAAAAAUCAUUCACUUGCCCGUCAUCUGUUCAGCAACAUGUAAGAGGUCAUUAUGGACAGAAAAUCCAUGUGUGUGAAGUAUGUGGGAAAUCCUUCAGUUAUUAUUCCCAGAUUGCACGGCAUGUGAGAACUCACACUGGAGAGAAACCCUAUGAAUGUAAAGAAUGUGGGAAAGCUUUCACUCGCAUCUCACACUUCCGAGAACAUGUGAGAAUGCACACUGGAGAGAAACCCUAUGAAUGUAAGCAGUGUGGCAAAGCUUUCAGUUGGUGCACUUACCUUCGAGAACACAUGAGAACACACAGUGGAGAAAAACCCUAUGAAUGUAAGCAGUGCGGCAAAGCCUUCCCCUAUCUCAAAUCCCUGCAAGGACAUGUGAGGAUCCACACUGGAGAGAAACCUUAUGUGUGUAAGGAAUGUGGGAAAUCCUACAGUUGUCCCAAAUACUUUAGAAAACAUGUGAAAACACACAGUGGAGUAAAACCCUAUGAAUGUACAGAAUGUGGGAAAACGUUUAUUACUUCCUCAUCCCUUCGACAACAUAUAAAAACACACAGUGAAGAGAAGCCCUAUCAGUGUCAGCAGUGUGGGAAAGCCUUCAGGUAUCUGAUAUCCCUGCAAAGACACAUGAAGACACACACUGGUGAAAAUUCUGAAUACAAAACUGUGGGGAAGCCUUCCUUCUCCCUUAAAACCUCAUUGUAAAUGGAAGCAAUCACAUGGAGUGAAAUCUUGUGAAUGGAAAGAAUGUGGAAAAACCUUCAGCACUUCACUUAUUUUGUAAAUGAAAACUCAGGGCACGACAGAAAUCUUUUGUUAUAAACAUGGUUUUUCCUUUGUAAGUGCCUCAUCCUGAAUAGGGAUCCCAGUGUAUUAAUUUCUAGUUCAUGUUGCUGAUCUGAACACUUAAGAUAAUUAAUUAUCCCUCCAUGUCCCCUUCAUCUAUACCUCGUAUAAAACUUGUCUCGUUUCCAUUACAGUGUCUUCUGAACCCAGGGAUGUUACGUGGUUUUUGGUUUUGGGGUUUUUUUCAUGUGCAACUUGGUAUAAUUUUAGAUGAAAAAAUUUUUGAUUCUUACGUCCCAUUGUUUUCCUAGUAUGUGAUCA
This is a messenger RNA of Eubalaena glacialis (North Atlantic right whale), 2703 nucleotides long. RefSeq names its product zinc finger protein 77-like. Gene Ontology annotation, biological process: negative regulation of transcription by RNA polymerase II. The transcript is spliced from 11 exons. NCBI's taxonomy places the organism in Eukaryota, Metazoa, Chordata, Mammalia, Artiodactyla, Balaenidae. The coding region runs from base 1 to 2301 and encodes 766 amino acids. Gene Ontology annotation, molecular function: DNA-binding transcription repressor activity, RNA polymerase II-specific. The record is from RefSeq and is a predicted model, not a curated record.